UAAUAUAAUAAUCACCACGUUGUAACAUGUAUUAAUUAUAAUCUGGUAUGUAACCAACAUAACAUCUGUAUUCAAUAUAUGCAACAGUAUGCAAUAAUUCAGCCAUAACAGCUGAGUUGUCAAUGGAAGCAUCUUGCAUUUGAUUUUUAAAUGGCUUAUGGACAUAGACAAGUAUUAACGAUACAAUAACAAUGGAGACCCUUUAUCAUCAAACGAACGCCCUAAUUCAACAAACACAAAGUAAAUUCAAAGAAUUGGAAUGUAACAGAGUUAAUUCUAUAGAUAUUGAACACUCAAUACAAGAUGAUAUUAACACAAUUAAUAAGAAUUGUGAGACUUUGGAUAUAUUAGUUAUGAAAGUGACAGUAGGACAACGACCACAUGCUAAAAUGCGAUGUGACCAAUUGAAAUAUGAUAGCAAGCAUUUACAAGCAGCUUUAGCUGCUGCUCAGCAGAAAAGACAUCGAAAAGAAUUGGCAGCAACACAAAGAGAAGAAUUACUCAGCACUAGGUUCAGAGCGAAUCCAGAAUCAACUUUAAUUGAUUUGGAUUAUGCUGUACAACAUCAUGGUGCUAUGGACAGAGCUCAUAGAGGUGUUGAUGAGAUGUUAUAUACUGGAGCUAAUGCUCUUGAAUCAUUAAGAUCACAGAGAAAUGUGUUGAAAGGGGCACAUAAACGAAUAAUGGAUAUGGCAAGCACUUUGGGUUUGAGUACACAUGUUAUGAAACUAAUUGAGAGGAGAGCAGGACAGGACAAGUUUAUUUUAAUUGGAGGGAUUGUUCUUACAUUACUCAUUGUUGUCAUUGUUUUGAUGUACUUUGUAUGAGAUGGCAUUCCAAAAUAAAUUAUUUAAAUUCCCGUUCGUAUUUUGCGUU
Messenger RNA from Nicrophorus vespilloides, 876 nucleotides. RefSeq names its product probable Golgi SNAP receptor complex member 2 (gene Membrin). Gene Ontology annotation, cellular component: Golgi apparatus; late endosome membrane; SNARE complex. The coding region runs from base 192 to 827 and encodes 211 amino acids. Gene Ontology annotation, biological process: vesicle-mediated transport; vesicle fusion. Lineage: Eukaryota; Metazoa; Arthropoda; Insecta; Coleoptera; Silphidae. The record is from RefSeq and is a predicted model, not a curated record. Gene Ontology annotation, molecular function: SNARE binding; SNAP receptor activity. The transcript has 2 exons.